Molecule: messenger RNA, 2849 nt
Organism: Falco peregrinus (peregrine falcon)
Lineage: Eukaryota; Metazoa; Chordata; Aves; Falconiformes; Falconidae
Gene: CDIP1
Product: cell death inducing p53 target 1
Exons: 7
Coding region: 852-1460 (202 amino acids)
Biological process (GO): tumor necrosis factor-mediated signaling pathway; intrinsic apoptotic signaling pathway in response to DNA damage by p53 class mediator
Molecular function (GO): zinc ion binding
Source: RefSeq, a predicted model, not a curated record
UGGUUUGAGUUGCUCUAGAUUAUUGCAGGUUAUGUUUUUAACAUUGUUAUUAACUGGAUAUCAAAUGGGUGAUGUAAUGCAGCAUUUAUCCUCUCAGGGGAAAACUUAAGUAGAUGCACAGGACUCCAAGCAACAGCUGCUGCUAUCACUGGGUGCUUUCCCAUGGAUGUUAUCAAGUGUUAGCUUGGACUGUUUGCAAACUUCAGUGAUGGUCUUACGGAAAAGCUGACUUUUCCCCAGAGAUUUGGCUUGCGGCACCCUCCUUAUCCGAGUCUCUCUGCAGCAGAUUGCUGAGGUGCAGAGGAACUCAGGUUAACCAGGUCCUGGCAAUGCUGUUUCUGCAGCCCCAGUGUGGAGAGCCAACAAGCACUUGGUCAGCCCAUCUGGAGGCGAAUAGCACUGGAGAGAAUCCCAGAGGCGGCAGCAGGUCCUGACAAACGCUCCUCCCGCACAUAACCCUUUGUGGGUGUUGCAGAUAAAUCAUCCUUGUCUUAAGCAGAGGGAUUUUGUGUCCGGUUUUCCUGAUAUCCAUAGAGAGGAGCUGUGCAAAGCAGUAAUUUGAAUCUCUGGCUGAGGACAGCUGAGCCUGGGCUGCGUCGUGGAGAUUAUCUGAUUGUGCUUUGGAUUUAAUGCCCUGAGAAAUCUUGCUUUGGACACAGCACCUGCCUUCCUGCGAGAUCCUGCUCUUAGCUGAUUUGCCUGCUGGGUGACGCUGGCACACAGAAGGUCAAACGGACGUGUCCAAGGUCCCAAGGUGGGGUAAGCCAGCUUCCAAACUACGCUGCUCGGAAGAACAGCUCUCUGCCUCUGAGUUCCCUGCUGCAAGGAAGAGGACAGGGCUGCCCUGAGCCAUGUCCAACGACCCUCCGCCACCCUACCCGGGAGGCCCCUCGGCACCGCUGAUAGAAGAGAAGCAUGGCCCACCCAUUGCAGCAGAUGGCGUCACCCCAGUUGUGGGACAGCCCCAGGGGGUUCCCAUCCCCCCACCUGAAUUUGGACCUCCCCCAUAUGAGCCACCCUCCCAGCCAGGAUUUGUGCCCCCCCACAUGCCCACAGAUGGCUCUGGGCCCUACGUGCCACCUGCAGGUUAUUACCCCCCGCCAGGCCCUCACCCCCCCAUGGGCUACUACCCUCCCCCAGGCCACUACCCCUCUCCUGGUGGCCACACGGCAACAGUGCUUGUCCCGUCUGGGGCUGCCACCACAGUGACGGUGCUGCAGGGUGAGAUCUUCCAGGGUGCCCCCGUGCAGACGGUGUGUCCCCACUGCCAGCAAGCCAUCACCACCAAGAUCACCUAUGAGAUUGGGCUCAUGAGCUUCCUUCUUGGCUUCUUCUGCUGCUUCGUGGGGUGUGAUCUCUGCUGCUGCCUGAUCCCCUGCCUGUUCGAUGACUUCAAGGAUGUGACACACACGUGUCCCAACUGCAAGGCCUACAUCUACACGUACAAGCGCAUGUGCUAACAGCACCCCAGGAGCCCCAGGAGCCCGAGCCACUGGAAUGACACCGGCCCCUCUCCCGCUGCCAUCCUAGUCUAUGCGUGUGCAACACUCCUUUGCUUAACCCUGCGGUGGUGUGUAUGUGUGUAUCCUGGCUCCCUGCCGCUCAGAGCUGUGACCACCUUCCCCAAGCUCUGGUCCUCGCUGUGAACAGUUAGAUUGGCAAUGCUGACACACAGGGGAGGUGGGCCCAGGCCCUAGAUGCUGGUGGGGGGGGGGGGCUGCCCCACAGUGUGCAGGAGUGGGGGGUGUCGCUCUGCCCCCCCUUAUGCUCCAGUGUGCUAGCGAGGCCCCUCUCGCCUGGAGCAACCCUGGUGCUGGAGGCGCCCACCCCUCAGUGCCCCACAGCACAGGGGAUGCCCAGCGGCAGGGACAUGCUGCUUCUGGCAGGGGGGCACCUGCAGCAUCGGGGAGGGAAGGGGACAGGGGCAGCCCACAGAGCACACAGAGGGGGCACCAUGGCCCCUGUGGCCUUUUUAGGAAGGGGCCUGGUGACAAGGCAACAGAUAGUGCUGCACAGGUACCAGGUCUCAGCACGGUUCACGGCCCUCUCCAGCCAGGUCAGCGUGCAGCCCGUAGGCAAGGCCGCUUCCCAAGGAGAGACAGGCAGAGCUGCCUUUGAGGCACGGUGGGGGGAGAAACGGCAGCAGCACCGCACCCCUGAUCAGCACCUCCGUCCUGCCAGCAUGGCUACCAGGCUACCAGCGCCGGUGGCUGCGGCUGCUCCAGCUGCAUGCACCUCCUCCCAGCCCCCAUGGUGGCUCUUCUGGGGAAGGAAAGCCCCUGGCAGUUCCUCGCCCACCUGGCAAACUGUUACCGAAAACGUAUCCGGCAUGUCACUGCCUGCCCCAGCACUGUAGAUUAGAGGAGUUUGUUACCAGGCCGCAGCUGGCUCGCAGCUCUGGAGCAGACCCCUGCCCACCCACUGCGGAGCCACUCCCAAGCCCAGCAGGGUCUGUGGGCACACACCCUGCAGCACCCAUCCUGCCGCCACUGCAGCUGCACCCUGGGGGGUUCCUCGUUGCAUGUGGGUGUAGGGGUUUAUUUUUAGCUCACUUGAUACGGGGCAGAAGGAAGGGGCCAAGCAGGCAGCGACAGGAGCUGCCAGCAGCACUAGAUGGAUGAGGGCAAGAGGACCCGGGAACCAUUUUCAGCCUCUGGGGCUGCUUUCCCCCUCGGGGCCCCAGCCCCUGCAGCCAGGGCGGCUGGAGCUGCAGCCCCGAGAGCAAAGCGGGGGUCUCCCACUACACAGGUCUGCAAACUCAGCCUGGCCUGCACAGGCAGCUGCUGUUUGCUCAGAGGUGGAACUGUGGCACUAGUCAAGUUUUUAUGUAAAUAAAUAACAGACCCUGA